CUCGUUCGCAGUGGUGUUACAAGAAACGUGGCUGCUCACAGGCAUUUUUUUCCGGUGGUUACAUGUCAAAUAUUCUGUCGAUUCAUUGACGUGUCGGACACAAAUUCGAGACAUCGAUAGUUUGUAAUUGCAUUUGUUCAUUACGAUAUCAACGUUAUGUGAAAUUACCCUUUUUUUUUUUUAACAAAAUCUUGUAUCCGCUACUUACCAAGCAUUAUAUCAACGGUUACCGGCUAGCCUAACAAGUUUCUUCAAACACAAAAUUUGCAGUGAAUAUUUCAAUAAUAUAGAAACAACAAGAGAAAAAUACAUCAUUGGGUAUUGUGUUUUCUUAAUGCCCGUGUACCUUAUUCAACCUCUUCCACGUGUAAAAAGGGAUAUUAACAAAUAGUUUGGCGGGUUUGUUUACGUCAUUACAGGUAACGAUAAAGUAAGGCUUAAAUGUAACAUAAACUUCUGUAUCGAUUAGUUCACGGAAAUGGUAACGUAAUUUAUAUUCCCCGGGGAAGAUUUCGUUAGAAAACUGCAUGUGUAUCAUUUCAUUUGGAAAAUGGCACUCGCUGUUCGUUAUUCUGUCAACAGGAGCUAUAUUAAAUCCCUAACAAUGUCCGCGAUGUCGACAUCGUCGUCGAUGGAUGAUCGUAUGUUGAAAGGAAUACAGAGGGUGAUACCGAAUCUGACCAACACCAAGUACAAAGGCCAGGAUGGUAGAAUCGGGGUCUUCGGUGGUAGCACUGAAUACACUGGCGCGCCGUAUUUCGCAGCAAUGAGCGCGUUGAGGACCGGCGCCGACCUCGUUCACGUGUUCUGCACCAAGGAUGCCAGCGUCCCAAUCAAAUCGUUCAGUCCGGAACCGAUAGUCCAUCCGAUCCUGGAUCAGCACGAUCCGCUGAAGCAUAUAAUCCCUUGGCUGGAUCGUCUGCACGUUAUCCUGAUCGGGCCUGGACUUGGCAGGGACGAGAAGACAUUCAAGAUCAUCGUUGACUUGAUAUCAACCUGUCGUGACUUGAAGAAACCGUUGAUCAUCGAUGCGGAUGGGCUGUUCCUGGUCUGUCAGAAGCCCGAAAUCGUAAAGGACUAUCCAGGACUCGUUAUGACACCGAACGCAAUGGAGUUCAGCCGUUUGGCCAAAGCGGCCCUGGACAGGAACAUUGCGCCCUCCCCUGUGGUGAAAGCUUCCGACGUGAAACACGUGGCGGAGGCUUUUGGGAAAAACGUGGUGAUUCUGCACAAAGGAGCGAAGGAUGUGAUUGUGGACGGUCACAAGGGUACCGAGACUGUCUCCUGCGGAUUGGCCGGCUCUGGAAGGAGAUGCGGUGGACAGGGCGAUCUCUUGGCUGGUUCCCUCGCUGUCUUCUGGUGGUGGGCUAUGAACGCAGGAACCAGCGAAUGCGCCCUUUCGCCUUCGACAGUGGCCUGCUAUGCCGCGUGCAGACUCAUUCGAGAGUGCAAUGCGUCGGCCUUCAGAUCAAAGCAGCGAGGAAUGUUGACGUCCGACAUGUUGGAGCAAAUUCAGCCGGUCUUUAGCAAGAUCUUUGAGACUCACAACAACAAGUAACGCAGAAUGCAUCGUGAACUUCGAAGUUCUUCGUUUAGUGGAAGAGGUCGAAUUCGAGGUGCCGUCUCGUGAAGCAUGCACACACAUCCUUGCAACAUUAUCCAAAAUUAAACUCUUCAUCAACGCAUCCCGCAUUACGUGUAUUGCUUUGAAUGCACUUAUAAAAGUCUGUCUUCGAAAAGUCGUAUAUAAAUAAAUAUAUAU
Messenger RNA from Dinoponera quadriceps, 1762 nucleotides. RefSeq names its product ATP-dependent (S)-NAD(P)H-hydrate dehydratase (gene Naxd). Lineage: Eukaryota; Metazoa; Arthropoda; Insecta; Hymenoptera; Formicidae. Gene Ontology annotation, biological process: metabolite repair. Gene Ontology annotation, molecular function: ATP-dependent NAD(P)H-hydrate dehydratase activity. The coding region runs from base 551 to 1558 and encodes 335 amino acids. The transcript is spliced from 2 exons. The record is from RefSeq and is a predicted model, not a curated record.